ACCUGCUGCUGCAUACUGCUCUGCUACGUCUUGAUUGGCCGUCUUGGCCGAAAUCCUCUUGAAUGAUUUCAAACCGAACCCGAGUGUUUGGACAAGAAGGAGGAGGUGGGGGUGGGCUGCUAAUUCCGAGCAGGCUGAGUGGAAAGGCUUGAAUCCUCCGUCCGCAAACGCACCACUUCAGCAAAGAAGCUUAUCCGAGGAGCGUUGUUGACGGUGAACGCGUACAGGAGAGCACCAAGUGGACUUUACAAUUGGCUCAUGUUUACGCGACGGUUUUUACUUUUUACCUCAAAUCUGCUUAUUUGAAUUGUUUCGCUUUCUGUUUACCAUCGUUUGAAUGGAGCGAUGUCCAGAGGAGAGGGCGCACAUUGCUAUGGGAAUGUUGAUGGGAACCAGGACCUGAUUGAAAGUACAUGGUAAUUAAUCGAUUUAAAUCAUGUGUUUCUGUUAUUGACGGAAUGUGAGUACGAGCAUUUGUUUUAGAAAUAGGCUGCAGAAAGGGUUUUCCUUUACGAGAUUAGCGAGGGCAUUCAGUUCAUCUAGGGUUGCCAUAGCAUCACAUUAAUAUUUCCUUUUAAUUAUCGGCCUGUUGAAGAGGAGGGCAUAACGAUGCUUUCAUAUUUUGGACAAUGUAUUUUAACACAAUCCCGCAACUGAGGCUCUGUUGAAUUAGUUUUGACAGCACAUUUUAAGCCUCCGUUUUUACACGAUUUGAGACUCAGCCAGAGACAGCCAUGGCUAAAAAUCCGUCCGAGGGAGCGAAGGGUGAGGUGAGCCAGAUGACGGACGAGGAGGUGCUUCGGUUCAGCAAAGAGGAGCUGGUCCGGAGAUUAAGGAAGGUUGACGGCGAGAAAAUGAACCUGAUGAUCGAUCAUGGCAACAUGAUGAAAGACAUCAACCGGAGGCUGCAGGUGCACCUGCACGAGAUCCGGAGCCUGAAGGAGAUCAACCAGAAGCUGCAGGACGACAACCAUGAGCUCCGGGAGCUCUGCUGCUUCCUGGACGACGACCGACAGAAGGGCAAGAAACUGUCCCGGGAGUGGCAGCGAUUCGGCCGCUUCACUGCCAGUAACAUAUGGAAGGAGGUGGGCAACUACAUGAUGAAGCUAAAGGAGCUGGAAGCCAACCAGGACACCGUGUUGAGGGAGAACUCUGAGCUGAAGGAGAUCAUCCUCAUGCUGGAUGAGGAGAGGAACGGAGCGGGGUCCAGGAGCUCAAUAGACAGUCAGUCCAGUUUGACCAACCUGAACGGAGGCACCGGCACCGUCAGGGAUGUUGGAGAUGGGAGUAGCACAUCCAGCACAGGAAGUGCUGGGAGCCCAGAUCACCACAAUCACAACCACAUACACAAGCCCGCCACAGAGAGCAGUAAGCUAGGCACCACCAUAAGGAGGUCCAUGGAUGACCUGUCAGCACCGCACCACCACAGGAGCAUCCCAAAUGGACUUAAUGAUUCCUCCACCAACUACAUCAGGCAGCUGGAGUCUAAAGUGCGGAUCCUGGAGGACGAUAACACUAAGCUCCUCACACAGGCCAAUAGCCGCCGGUAUAGUUUAUCACAGAUACAGACAAAAAAGCAGUGCAACCCAGGUGACCUUCGUGCCCUGAGGAAGGGAAUGACCCUCUACCACUCAGAGUCCCAGCUAUCCUCACUGCCCCAACGCCAGGACGCCAUGCACAUGGGUACCGGGCGUCUCCCCACCAGUGAGUCCUCUCCCGCCACAGGUUACCUGUCCUGCGCCCAGAAGCCUGAAGCAGUGGUCCAUGCCAUGAAGGUGCUGGAGGUCCACGAGAACUUGGACAAGCAGGUCCCCGAGGACUACGAGGACGACCUCAGUGAGAAAGAGAAGGCCAUUGUGCGAGAGAUGUGCAACGUGGUGUGGAGAAAGCUGGGUGAUGCAGCAGGAUCAAAGCUGUCCAUCAGACAGCACCUCUCUGGGAACCAGUUCAAAGGGCCGCUGUAGCAUGGCAACAGAAAGAGAACCAGAGAGAGAGAUUUACAGUACUCACCUGAAAACACCUGCGCCUACACAACCCAUCAUGCCGUGCUCCCCUACUGCCUACAGAACCCAGCAUUCCUCCGACAGACGCUCUCUAUUGACUGGCUCAGACCUGUUAGCCUGUUAUCCACAUGCACAACUGUCUUUAUCUCAGAGCUUAUGAAGCGUCUGCAGCUAGUUUCACCGAUUUUCUUCGUUGAUUUGAAGGCCACACAACGAUCUCUCUCUGUAAAAGCCAUCAACACAAUUUUUUCGUUCUUCAGAGCAUAGCUGUGCUACAUUAAGUUAACGAUAAGACAUGGUUUCAAGCACAGACAAUAAAGUGUCUAGCCAUGGAUGUGAAGGCAACACGAUUGCGGUAUCUUCAGAUACAUCUUUGAUAGUACCUCCUUUAGAGACCCCCUAGCUCCUGUCACAUGUAUUGCACCCCCCCUAGUGGUAAAUGAGUAUAACUAGCAUUAGCAUUCUAAAGUGUUAACUAAUGUGAAACCCACUGUGACCUAGCACCUUGUGCUCAUAAGACAAGUCUAUGGAUAAUAACGUCUAGAGAUCACUGUUAACUUGUGUAUUAUAUGUAUAAAACCAUAGCACUACUUUCAUUGUUAUUGUUGAUUUUACUUUUAUCUUUUUUUGUAUUUUAGCGUGGCCAUGUGAUCAAUAAUUUUAGUUGGAAAAGCGUACACAACCAGACCUUUUUAAACAGGGUUUUCUUUUGGUAAAAAAAAACAACUCUUCUUUUAACUCCUUCUUUUAGUUCUUCUCCAGAUGUAUUGCUGUAAUUCCGUCUCUCUGUAUUGGAAAUGUAUCAAGGCCAUUCUGAAUCAGACCAUCCCCUUGGGCUAAUUUUCUUACUUUGUAAAAAUGAACUAAAACUGUAUGCUGUUUGCAUGCUCGACAAUCAUUUUCUCAGGUUGGGAGGGCUACAGCUUUACCUUUGCCCAUCUGUGACUGCGUGAGUGUGAGUGUGUGUGUGUGUGUGUUUGUGUUGGCGUGCAUGUGUGUGUGAAAGGAGACUGAAUGCUUCUCUCGCAGCUGUAGCAUCUGCCUGUGAAUCCUCUUCUUCUCUAUUGAACCCUGGUUACAACUCGGUUGAAGACUGCUGAAGGCAUUUGCUGAAUCCAUAGCCUUGUCCCAUUAUUAAAAAAUGUCAAGGCCAAAUAUUAAACCCUAAGUUUAGUUUGGACGGCAUUAUUGGAAUGCUCCGAAUUACUUGUUUAUCAUUUUAUAUCUCAGUAGAUGAAAUAACGUCUUCUUGAGCUCAGUCCUUUUCUGUGGAUUCAGCAGGUGUGUUUAUGCGGCGCAUGUUUCUUAAAAUCUUUUUUUAUUAGAAUAUGAGAUAAGUCUUCCCUUAGAUGUCUCCUGAAAAAAAACUAACAUUUAAAAACAAGUAUUUCUUGAUGUCAUAAUGAACAAACGCUGUUUAUCAAAGUAUUUAUUGCAAGGUGUCAGAUAGAGAUGGGAGAGCAAUCAAUAACUGAACAGUCAUAUUUUAAAUGUAUCAGAUUUACUCAAAGUUAUUUGAUAGAUACAUUUAGUGACUGCCAGGUCGGGCUCUCCCAUCUCUAGUGUUAUUUGUUCCAAAUUAGAACAUUUUGAGGCUGUCCGCCAUGCUCCUCUCAAGAAACGGGGUCUAAAAUAAAUCUAAGUAUGGUUUUUUAAAAGUGUCCUUUUUUCUAGGAGCUGAUUUAAAGCCAUGAUGUAAUUUUGAAUACUUUAUUAAUGGCAUUUGACUUGAAAUGUGCCACAUUUUGUCCUGCAUGGUAUUUUGAUUUGGAACCCAACUGUAUUUUUUUAAACAUCUAUAGUGUUUCUUUUUUCUGCCUAUAUGCUAAAACCACAGAAUCUACAGAGUAAAUGUUGAUUCCUGUAGUAACUAGCAUGGCUGUAACUUCUUUUUAUGAAUUUCACUGAUGAGAUGAAUAUUUGGCAGGUGAAAGGAAGACAUGGAAUAGGCCACUUUUAGAAAAAUUUGGGAGAAAAUAAACGAAGUUGGUUAAAGAAA
Molecule: messenger RNA, 4002 nt
Organism: Gymnodraco acuticeps
Lineage: Eukaryota; Metazoa; Chordata; Actinopteri; Perciformes; Bathydraconidae
Gene: ccdc85cb
Product: coiled-coil domain containing 85C, b
Exons: 7
Coding region: 735-1964 (409 amino acids)
Cellular component (GO): apical junction complex
Source: RefSeq, a predicted model, not a curated record